AUGUCGGCGGUGGAGAAGGCGUGCGAAGGAUUCAAGGCGACGUACGAGGGGACGCUCGACACGUCGCUGCUCGCGGCGAUCGAAACGUACGAGGGCAUCGAGCAAACGCUGACGACGGUGCUGAGCUACAUGUCGUUGAGCGCGGACACGCGGUUGAUGGAUGAUGCGGUGCAGCAAAGAAAAGGGGCGCUGAUGCAGCAGUACGGACAGGCGAGCGGGAAUUAUUUGACGUGGUUCGGACUCGAGUUGGCGGAUAUGGCGGAGAGCGCGUUGGAGGCGCAGUACGCAAAGGACGCAAAGUUGAAGAAUUACAAGCCGUACAUCGAUGAGGUGCGUCGAUCGGCGCCGUAUAACUUGUCCAAAGAAGUCGAGCGGGCGUUGACCGUGCGCAGCUCGUUCACGGGCAAGGGCAAGGUUAUUGAAUUCUACGGCAACGAGCUCUCUCGGUUGCAGUUCGACCUCGACGGCAAAAAGGUCAACAUGGAAGUUUUGCUGGCGAAGAUGACGAGCAGCAAGGACACGAUGGUGCGUCGCCAGUGCAUGAAGACGCUCAACGAUGGAUUGAAGGAUUUUGAGAGAAUCUGCGCGCUUUCGCUCAAUAUGGCUGCCGGGUCCUGGGCAAUCGAAAACAAGGAGCGCGGGUUUAAGAAUUUGCGUUCGUCGCGCAACCUGAGCAACAACUUGCCCGACGACGUCGUCGACUCGCUCUUGGCCGCCGUGGCGACCACAGGUGUGGAUUACUGCAAGAAGUACUACACGUUGAAGAAACAAAUCUUGAAGUCGACGCAAGGACUUGAAACCUUCACUUGGGCCGAUCGCAACGCUUCCAUCGACAUCGGUUCGGGCGAGGACAACUACUCGUGGGAACAAGCGGUGGAACUCGUGCACAAGGGCUACAACAAGUUUUCUCCCACUAUGGCGGACAUGUUCACGAAGUUCGUCGACGAAAAGCGCAUCGACGUGCCGGCGCAAGAUGGGAAAAGAGGCGGCGCAUACUGCUCUUCGGCGUACGGCUCCGGCCCGUUCCAGCUUCUCAACUUUACCCACUCCGCGCGUGACGUCGCCACGCUGGCGCACGAGUCUGGGCACGCAGUCCAUUUUGAGUUGAGUUACCCGCAAGGCAUCUUGCAAUUCCACCCGCCGCUCACGCUCGCGGAAACCGCGAGCAUCUUUGGAGAAAUGAUUGUGUUCCGUGACUUGUUGGAGAAGACUCCGAGCGAUGAAGAUCGUUUGGCGAUGAUCAUGUCCAAGGUGGACGACAUCAUCAACUCCGUCGUGCGUCAAUGCUCUUUUGAUAAAUUUGAAGAAAAGGUGCACACCAUGCGCGCCAAGGGUACGGUGACGCCGGAGGAAAUGUCCAAGGCGUGGCGCGAGUGCACGGAAGAGUAUUACGGCAAGGAGGGUGAAAUCUUCGACUCUCUCGAAGACACUUCUCACCUUUACGCGUACGUCUCGCACUUCCACAACGUCGCCUUCUACGUCUACGCUUAUGCAUUCGGUGAUCUCUUGGUCGGCUCGUUGUACGGCGCGUACAUGAAGCAACCGGAGGGCUUUGAAGCGAAGCUUCUCGAUCUCUUGCGAGCCGGCGGCACGAAGGACUUCGUCGAGGCGGUCGAACCGUUUGGUUUGGACCCGAAAUCGGCGACGUUCUGGAGCGACGCGUUGCAUGCCCACCUCGGUGGUCUUAUGGCCGAGGCUGAAGAGUUGUCCAAGAAGCUCGGAUACUCUUCGUAG
Messenger RNA from Ostreococcus lucimarinus CCE9901, 1734 nucleotides. RefSeq lists its product with no specific name. The record is from RefSeq and is a predicted model, not a curated record. NCBI's taxonomy places the organism in Eukaryota, Viridiplantae, Chlorophyta, Mamiellophyceae, Mamiellales, Bathycoccaceae. The coding region runs from base 1 to 1734 and encodes 577 amino acids. The transcript has a single exon. Gene Ontology annotation, molecular function: metalloendopeptidase activity. Gene Ontology annotation, biological process: proteolysis.